AUGGAGCAGAAAACUAGUAAAUCAGUGAAGGAAAACCAGGAACAAACCUGCCACAUCUGUUCAAAAGUCAUUAAACGUAAAAGUAACUUUCUAAUACAUCUCAAGUCCCACGAUCCAACAUACAGCAAAGUCAUAAAAAAGGACCAUCUAUGUCACAUCUGUGGUAAAAAGCUCAUUAGUAUAUCAGAACUUAACAUACAUGUUCGAUCUCAUUUCAACAUGAUAGCAGACUCCUGUGAAAUUUGUGGAAAAUCUUUUUUGAGACGAUCCACAUUAAACAGGCAUAUACGCACUGUACACAGUACAGAACGUACCUACAAAUGUGAACUCUGCCCCAAGUCGUACACAGCGAAGUGUACUUUGAUGAGACAUCAGAGGUCACACAGUGAUCCCUCAACACACUUUGAAUGUUCUUUCUGCAAUAAAAAGUUUGCACUCAAGGAUGUACUUGCACAGCAUGAAAUGACUCAUACCCCAUUGUACGGGAAAAAUUUUCAUUGUACCAUGUACAUGUGUUCAGCUAAAUUUGUCAGGCCAUAUCUUUUGAAGCAGCACAUGAGAGUCCACACAAAUGAGAAACCAUAUAUCUGUGAGUGUGGAAAAGGCUUCAGUCAAAAAGGUAACCUCAGUGUCCAUCAGAAAACUCACCAAGGCUUCAAGAAGUUUCAAUGUACACAGUGUGACAGAGGGUUUAGCAGGGUUGAGUACCUACAGAGACAUGAGAAAGAGCAACACUCCGAGGAACCCAAGCUCUUAAAGAGGAAAAUCAAACUGAGUUCCAAAACUAAGAAAUCAACAUCUCUUGAACGCAAAACUAAGAAAUCACCAUCUCUUGAAUGCAAAACUAAGAAAACACCAUUUCUUGAACGCAAAACUAAGAAAUCACCAUCUCUUGAUCCUGAAACCAAGGAAUCGCCAUCUCUUGAUCCUGAAGCCAUGAAAUCGUCAUCUCUUGAUCCAGAAGCCAAGAAAUCACCAUCUCUUGAUCCAGAAGCCAAGAAAUCACCAUCUCUUGAUCCAGAAACUAAGAAAUCGCCAUCUCUUGAUCCUGAGGCCAAGGAAUCACCAUCUCUUGAUCUGAAAACUGAGAUGUUUGAGUCAGGAGAAUCCCCUUCUGUUAGCCAAGACAAGUCUGACGUUGAAUCAAAAGAAAUCGUUGUGGUUUUUGUUCAUGAGGAACCUGCAAAGUGUGACAUGUAUGUUGAGCUAGACAAUUUUGGUGAGGAGUGUAACAAAGAUGAAACACGAAAUGAGACUGAAAAUGACAAAGGCAUGACAACAGGGAGUACUGUCACUGAAGACCAAACCACAAUUAACCAAUGGAUAACAGAUAUGAAAUAA
This is a messenger RNA of Pecten maximus, 1341 nucleotides long. RefSeq names its product zinc finger protein 567-like. Gene Ontology annotation, molecular function: RNA polymerase II cis-regulatory region sequence-specific DNA binding; DNA-binding transcription activator activity, RNA polymerase II-specific. Gene Ontology annotation, cellular component: nucleus. NCBI's taxonomy places the organism in Eukaryota, Metazoa, Mollusca, Bivalvia, Pectinida, Pectinidae. Gene Ontology annotation, biological process: regulation of transcription by RNA polymerase II. Bases 1 to 1341 code for a protein of 446 amino acids. The transcript has a single exon. The record is from RefSeq and is a predicted model, not a curated record.